Messenger RNA from Antechinus flavipes (yellow-footed antechinus), 1710 nucleotides. It is a transcript of the gene HSPBP1, whose product is annotated as HSPA (Hsp70) binding protein 1. The coding region runs from base 16 to 1500 and encodes 494 amino acids. Lineage: Eukaryota; Metazoa; Chordata; Mammalia; Dasyuromorphia; Dasyuridae. The record is from RefSeq and is a predicted model, not a curated record. The transcript has 9 exons.
AUUCUGGCCGCGAGGAUGCUCUGCCCGCACGACACCCCGCGUCUGAGCUCCCAGCAUUCUUUCCUGCCGUCCCCGCGAGUGGACAGCUCUGCUUUGGCUCCACCCACUCCAACCCCACUUUCUACGGGAAGCCUUAGCCCCUCUUUCCUAUUUAUCCCGCACACAGCUUGCUUUGUAUGUGUUUGUUUGCCUGAGAUUUCCCCCUUUAGACGAGGCUCUUGGGGGAGGAAGCGGCCAUACCUUCGGCCGCCUCUCCAUCCCGGGCCGAGGGAAACGGCCGGGAGAACUACAAGUCCCAGAAGCCCCAGUGACAGAGGCGCCGGCGGCGAGAAAAAGGACAUUCUGCGACUGCGCAGUGAGGCGGCAGGCCUGAGGAUCUCCCACGACACGGAUCAGCUCCUUCCGGGACAUCUCCCCAGCCACACCCCCACUCCAGCGUCCCCGAUGGCGGACCCGGGCUCCGGAGGUAACCGCCUCCCCCUGGCCCUGCCUCCGGCCCCUGAGCAGGCCAGCACGUCGGCUUCCAUAGGGAACCCGGGGCACCCCCACAGCCUCCAAGGCCUCCUGCACAUGGCAGUGACAGCUUGCCCCGCUGACCCCGAGCCCCCGCCCGAGCCCAUGACGGAGGAGCGGCGUCAGUGGCUGCAGGAGGCCAUGUCGGCUGCGUUCCGAGGCCCCCGGGAGGAGGUGGAGCAGAUGAAAAGCUGUCUCCAUGCUCUGGGGCUCCCGACGCCCUCCGCCGCUGGGGAGGCCGAGCUGAUGGCUGACCAGCAGGAGCGCGAGGGGGCUCUGGAGCUGCUGGCGGACCUGUGCGAGAACAUGGACAACGCUGCAGACUUCUGCCAGCUGUCUGGGAUGCACCUGCUCGUGGGCCGCUACCUGGAGGCAGGGGCAGAAGGCCUGCGGUGGAGGGCGGCCCACCUCAUUGGCACGUGCAGCCAGAACGUGGCUGCCAUCCAGGAGCAGGUGCUGGGCCUGGGUGCCCUACGGAAGCUCCUGCGCCUGCUCGACCGGGACCCCUGCGACACGGUGCGAGUGAAGGCCCUCUACGCCAUUUCUUGCCUGGUCCGGGAGCAGGAGGCCGGCCUGCUCCAGUUCCUUCGCCUGGACGGCUUCUCGGUGCUCAUGCGGGCCAUGCAGAGGGAUGUGGUGAAGCUGAAGGUGAAGUCGGCCUUCCUCCUGCAGAACCUGCUGGUGGGCCAUCCUGAGCACAAAGGCACCCUGUGCUCCAUGGGGAUGGUCCAGCAGUUGGUGGCUCUGAUUCGCACAGAGCACAGCCCCUUCCACGAGCACGUGCUGGGGGCGCUUUGUGGGCUGGUGACAGAUUUUCCCCAAGGGAUCCGGGAAUGUCAGGAGCCUGAACUGGGGCUCGAGGAGCUUCUGCGCCAUCGGUGUCAGCUGCUGCAGCAGCAUGAGGAGUACCAGGAGGAGCUGGAAUUCUGCGAAAAGCUGCUCCAGGUCUGCUUCUCGUCCCCCACGGACGACAGCAUGGACCGCUGAACGCCGGGGAGGGACCCCAGCGCUGGAGCCCCGGCCCGGCCGCCACUCCUCUCCCGCAGCCUGCCGGCCGAGCCCGCGGCGGGGGCCGAGGCGGCCUGGGCGCCGGCCCGGGGCGGCGAGAAGCCCCCUGCGGACCCCCUGCCCCCCCCUUGCUGUGCGUGCCCACCCCCUUCCGGGCUCUGCCUUGGCAAUAAAGGUGUUUCCCCUGUG